CAAGCGCGCCAAGUUUUGCAAAGAAGGAGUCAGAGGCACGGAGAAAAAGUGGAUUGUAUAAAGAGCUGCUUAUCGAAUCGGAGCCACAGUUCAAGAGCUGGGUUUGUGGAGUGCGACCAGUCCGGGCAUGCUAUAACAGACUGUAACAGUAUUUGGUAGAUCGGGAACAUUGACUGGUAUAGUGCUGUGUGACCCCAGCAUCCCCCCAGAUACAGAGCACGGAUGAUAACAACGCUUGCUGGAGUAUUAGAGUUUUAAUCCGGACAGGGCAGCGAGGCUAAUAUCAGCACACAAUGGUUCUGCAAAACAGUGGAAGAUUCAAAGCGGACCGGGACCAGAGCGGAGACCAGGAAAACCAGCAGGAUGAAGCCUCGGCGAUGUCCGCUCUUAAGCGCCUGGAGCGCAGCCAGUUCACAGACGAGAUGGACGCGCGCUUCGGCUUCGAGAGGAUGAAAGAUCCGGGAGAGAAGACAGGCUGGCUCAUUAACAUGCACCCGACGGAGAUCCUAGAUGAUGACAAACGCAUGGUCAGUGCCGUCGAUUAUUACUUCAUUCAGGAGGACGGCAGCAGGUUUAAGGUUGCACUUCCCUUUAAACCCUAUUUCUACAUAGCAACUAAGAAGGGCUGCGAGAGAGAGGUGAUCUCCUUCCUUUCUAAGAAGUACCAGGGGAAAAUUGCCAAGCUGGAGGUCAUGCCCAAGGAGGACCUGGAUCUGCCCAAUCACCUGGUGGGUCUGAAGAGGAACUACGUCAAGCUGUUCUUCAACACUGUCGACGAUCUCGUCAAAGUGAGGCGCGAGAUCUCUCCAGCCGUGCGGAAGAACCGGGAGCGCGAGAAAUCCAACGAUGCCUAUACCGCCAUGCUGUCCAGUGCGCUGGCAGGGGGCAGCAUGACUACCCUGGACGAUGACGGCCCCUCCAAAAAGAUCACCGACCAGCUGGACAACAUUGUGGACCUGCGGGAGUACGAUGUGCCCUACCAUGUGCGGCUGUCCAUCGACCUGAAGAUCCACGUGGCUCACUGGUAUAACGUGCGUUACCGCGGCAGCGCCUACCCCCCAGAGAUUGUGCGCAGGGAUGACUUGGUGGAGCGGCCGGACCCGGUUGUGUUGGCGUUCGACAUUGAGACCACCAAGCUGCCCUUGAAGUUCCCCGACGCGGAGAGCGACCAGAUCAUGAUGAUCUCAUACAUGAUUGAUGGACAGGGUUACCUGAUCACAAACCGGGAGAUUGUGUCGGAGGAUAUUGAGGAUUUUGAAUUCACCCCCAAACCAGAGUACGAGGGCCCCUUCACUGUGUUCAAUGAGCCUGAUGAGGCUAGUUUGAUUCAGAGAUGGUUUGAACACAUCCACGAGACCAAGCCCAACAUCUUUGUCACCUACAACGGAGACUUCUUCGACUGGCCCUUCGUGGAGACGCGGGCAGCGCAGCACGGCCUUGACAUGUACCGAGAGAUCGGCUUUCAGAAAGACAGCCAGGGAGAGUACAAGGCCAGCCAAGCCAUUCACAUGGAUUGCUUCAGGUGGGUGAAGCGAGACAGCUAUCUGCCGGUGGGCAGUCAAAACCUGAAGGCGGCAGCGAAGGCCAAGCUGAGCUAUGACCCCGUGGAGCUGGACCCGGAGGAAAUGUGCCGCAUGGCCACGGAGCAGCCCCAGACGUUGGCGACCUAUUCAGUGUCAGAUGCUGUUGCCACCUACUAUCUGUACAUGAAGUACGUGCACCCUUUCAUCUUUGCGCUGUGCACCAUCAUUCCCUUGGAGCCUGAUGAGGUCCUGCGGAAGGGCUCUGGCACGCUGUGCGAGGCUCUCCUGAUGGUCCAGGCCUUCCACGCCAACAUCGUCUUCCCCAACAAGCAGGAGCAGGUCUUCAACAAGCUGACUGACGACGGCCACGUGCUGGACUCGGAGACCUACGUGGGGGGCCACGUGGAGGCGCUGGAGUCCGGGGUCUUCCGCAGCGACAUCCCCUGCCGCUUCAAAAUGAACCCGGCUGCCUUUGACUUCCUGCUACAGCGAGUGGAGCUGACCCUGCGGCACGCCAUCGAGGAAGAGGAGAACAUCCCCAUGGAGCAGGUUAUCAACCUGGACGAGGCGAGUGAGACCCCAAAUAACACACCCAGCCCUGAUCAGGACCCCGCCCCAGAACCAGCAAAACUGGAGUCAAUACAGCACCCCACCUACUGGGUCUCUUGCUCCCCUUCGCAGGUGUGCGAGGAGAUUAAGAAGAAGCUGGUCUCUCUGAAGGAGGUGCCCAACAGGAUUGAGUGUCCCCUCAUUUACCACCUCGAUGUAGGGGCCAUGUACCCCAAUAUUAUCCUCACCAACCGGCUGCAGCCUUCUGCCAUGGUGGACGAGGCCACUUGUGCUGCCUGUGACUUCAACAAGCCUGGAGCCAACUGCCAGCGGAAGAUGGCAUGGCAGUGGAGAGGAGAGUUCAUGCCCGCAUCACGCAGUGAGUACCAUCGCAUUCAGCAGCAGCUGGAGUCCGAGAAGUUCCCGCCCUUCUUCCCGAACGGGCGUCCCCGGGCCUUCCACGAGCUGAACCGCGAGGAGCAGGCACGGCACGAGAAGAAACGGCUGGGAGAUUACUGCCGCAAGGCUUACAAGAAGGUGCGCAUCACGCGGCUGGAAGAGCGCGUCACCACCAUCUGCCAGAGGGAGAACUCCUUCUACGUGGACACUGUGCGCGCUUUCAGAGACCGCCGCUACGAGUUCAAGGGGCUGCACAAGGUGUGGAAGAAGAAGCUGUCUGUUGCCCAGGAGAGCGGGGACGCUGCUGAGGUGAAGCGCUGCAAGAACAUGGAGAUCCUCUACGAGUCCUUGCAGCUUGCUCACAAGUGCAUCCUCAACUCCUUCUACGGAUACGUCAUGAGAAGGGGGUAUGGGCGAUUGUGA
Polyodon spathula (Mississippi paddlefish) is the source of this 2894-nucleotide messenger RNA. Its product is annotated as DNA polymerase epsilon catalytic subunit A-like. Bases 294 to 2894 code for a protein of 866 amino acids. Gene Ontology annotation, cellular component: epsilon DNA polymerase complex. Gene Ontology annotation, biological process: nucleotide-excision repair, DNA gap filling; DNA replication; mitotic cell cycle. Lineage: Eukaryota; Metazoa; Chordata; Actinopteri; Acipenseriformes; Polyodontidae. The transcript has 21 exons. The record is from RefSeq and is a predicted model, not a curated record. Gene Ontology annotation, molecular function: DNA binding; single-stranded DNA 3'-5' DNA exonuclease activity; DNA-directed DNA polymerase activity.